AUUUUCCAUUCCACACUGGCACCCGUGCUCCCAGGGCUGUGACAGGGCGAGAAUGACCCUGACUGAAGCUCAGGGCACUCAGAGGAGGUGCUUUGGCGCGGGAACCACGCUCCUCCCACAAGCAAACCUCCGGAAGCCUCCAGGCCGGCUUUCUCAGGCCCUCAACAUUUAUUCGGCUUUCGGACACCACUCUACGACCCGGCCACUUCCUAAAGGGGAUCUGAAGGACGCCGGCCAUGAGCGGCCCGAGCAGCUGGCGGCGGGCAGCUACCGUGAUGUUGGCCGCAGGCUGGACCCACUCGAGCCCGGCCGGCUUCCGGCUGCUGCUUCUCCAGCGAGCUCAAAACCAGCGCUUCAUGCCCGGCGCGCACGUCUUCCCGGGCGGCGUGCUGGACGCGGCCGACAGCUCGCCCGACUGGGUGCGUCUGUUCGCGCCUCGGCACACGCCGCCGCGCUUCGGCCUAGGCCCCGAGCCGCCUCGGCAACCCCCCUUCCCCGGGCUGUCCCACGGCGACGCGGACCCCGCGGCGCUGCCGGAUGACGUAGCGCUGCGCAUCUGUGCCAUCCGCGAAACCUUCGAGGAGGCCGGGGUGCUGCUCCUGCGGCCGCGGGACGCGGAUCCAGCAUCUCAGGAGCCCAGUCAGGCACUGUCACCUCCGGCCGGCCUGGCCGAAUGGCGCUCACGCGUGCGCAGUGACCCGCGCUGCUUCCUCCAGCUGUGCGCGCACCUGGACUGCACGCCUGACAUCUGGGCGCUGCACGACUGGGGCGGCUGGCUCACCCCGUAUGGGCGAAUCACCCGCCGUUUCGACACCACCUUCCUCCUGUGCUGCCUGCGGGACACUCCGCGCGUGGAGCCCGACCUGGCCGAGGUGGUGGGCUACCAGUGGUUGUCCCCAUCAGAGGCAACUGAAUGUUUCCUAUCAAAAGAAAUCUGGCUGGCACCACCACAGUUCUAUGAAAUAAGAAGACUUGACAACUUUGCCUCUCUCUCUGCUCUGUAUAGAUUUUGUUCGGAUCGCCCAUUAGAAGGAGCUGAGAAAUGGCUGCCAAUAAUACUUUUAACUUCUGAUGGCACCAUCCAUCUUCUCCCAGGAGAUGAGCUGUAUGUGAAAGACUCAGACUUCUUGGAAAAGAAUAUGUCUACUGACAAAAAGACUGAAGAAAUCGUGAAGGAAGGCAAAGUCCUUAACCGAGUUGUGAUCCACAGUCCCUAUGUGUACGAAAUCUACAUGACUCUUCCGUCAGAGAAUAAGCACGUGUACCCUAGGAACUACGUAGUGAAUAAGAGAUGUACUGCCCACCUGUAAGCUGCACUACUUAUGUACUGUUAGCAAAUAAUGAAGAUUGACUGAACCUGUCUAAAAAUCUAAGGAAUGUACCCAUAAAAGUCACAAUGAGGUGUUACCUGUGUCACGUGCGUUUUGGGAGCCCCUGCCAUUUGUCAGACUGCCCAGCAAGCCAAAUGUAGAAUGGACGAAGUAGUAAAGCUCUUGUCACCAAGAUAAACGGUUUCACAACAGUUGUUUUAUUAGUUGAACAUUGGAAAGUGGUCUCCUGCCAUCCUCUAACUGUCCCACGCGUUAGCAGGUUUCCUGGAGCGCUGUGGAGACUGAGUCCUGGCUCUCUUUCUCUUUCGCAGGAAUUGAUGCAGAGAUACCUAGUUAAAGAGUGCUAAGGGUCAGAUGUGAGAGGUCUCCCACUUGCUCCCUGGUUGGUAGCUGUUCUGGCGGGUUGUGAAAACUGAGGGGCAGGCUUUAGCUAGGAAGCGUGGGUCUUGAGGGCUGGAGUCUUCACUCUGUGCCAGCAGGGUACUUUGUUUCUCCAUCCGAGGAGAUGUGAGCAGACUUUGCCUCCGGUUUCUGCCUCCAGGAAGGAAGGUCCCUUGGUUCUUCUGUCGGGCUUUCGAUCACAGUAAGGAAAGUUAAUAUAAAUAAACAGUGAUCAUCCUUCAAAGGGGAUGUCAUGGUCGUGCCAUAGACUCACCUUGAUAAUUAACAUACAGUAUUUGCAUUAAAACCAAAUGACAUUCAUUUUGA
Messenger RNA from Mus caroli (Ryukyu mouse), 2039 nucleotides. RefSeq names its product nudix hydrolase 19 (gene Nudt19). Gene Ontology annotation, cellular component: mitochondrion. Gene Ontology annotation, molecular function: hydrolase activity, acting on acid anhydrides, in phosphorus-containing anhydrides. NCBI's taxonomy places the organism in Eukaryota, Metazoa, Chordata, Mammalia, Rodentia, Muridae. The record is from RefSeq and is a predicted model, not a curated record.